Trichophyton benhamiae CBS 112371 is the source of this 2133-nucleotide messenger RNA. RefSeq lists its product as uncharacterized. Lineage: Eukaryota; Fungi; Ascomycota; Eurotiomycetes; Onygenales; Arthrodermataceae. The coding region runs from base 1 to 2133 and encodes 710 amino acids. Gene Ontology annotation, molecular function: 1,4-alpha-glucan branching enzyme activity; hydrolase activity, hydrolyzing O-glycosyl compounds; cation binding. The record is from RefSeq and is a predicted model, not a curated record. The transcript has 7 exons. Gene Ontology annotation, cellular component: cytoplasm. Gene Ontology annotation, biological process: glycogen biosynthetic process.
AUGAAAUCAGAGAGAUACACGCAGUAUACUUCCCAGCCGCAAACCAUGGCAGCAAAAGUUCCAGAUGGCACAGGAGUCGUUGAUUUGGAUCCGUGGCUCGAGCCGUUCAAGGACGCUCUGAGAAGUAGAUACAAGCGGGCAACCGACUGGAUCCGCAAGAUUGACGAGACAGAGGGCGGGCUGGACAAGUUCAGCAAGAUGCUAAGUCAUGCACAGGGCUACGAGAAGUUUGGUUUCAAUGUUGCGAGUAACGGCGACAUCACCUACAGAGAGUGGGCUCCAAACGCGACCACGGCCCAUCUCAUUGGUGAUUUCAAUAAAUGGGAUCCAACUGCUACACCAUUGAAGAAGAAUGACUUCGGAGUGUGGGAAGGCAUCCUCCCUGCAAAGAACGGAGAGCUUGCCAUACCGCACAACAGCAAGGUCAAAAAGCAUCAGAUUACCAUGACCACACCAUCGGGGGAGCGACUUGACAGAAUACCAGCUUGGACCAAAAGAGUAACUCAGGAUCUCAGUGUCUCUCCAGUGUAUGACAACGUAUUCUGGCAUCCACCCAAGGAGGAGCAGUACCAGUUCAAACACGCUGCCCCUCCAAAGCCAAAGUCGCUUCGUAUCUACGAGGCACAUGUGGGAAUAUCAUCACCCAAGACAGAGGUUGCAACAUAUAAGAAUUUCACUGAGGUCAUGCUUCCUCGUAUCAAAUACCUAGGAUACAAUGCUAUCCAGCUUAUGGCCAUCAUGGAGCAUGCAUACUAUGCAAGCUUCGGAUACCAGGUCAACAACUUCUUUGCAGCGAGUAGUCGCUAUGGCAUUCCAGAAGACCUGAAGGAGUUAAUAGACACAGCUCACAGCAUGGGUAUCGUGGUUCUCCUUGACGUGGUGCACAGCCAUGCAUCCAAGAACGUGCUGGAUGGGCUUAACAUGUUUGAUGGAACGGACCAUCUCUAUUUCCAUUCAGGUGGAAAGGGUAACCAUGACCUAUGGGAUAGUCGUCUCUUCAACUAUGGAAAUCAUGAGGUGCUCAGAUUCCUUCUCAGUAACCUGAGAUUCUGGAUGGAAGAAUAUCGUUUUGACGGCUUCCGCUUCGAUGGGGUCACAAGCAUGCUGUACAUUCAUCAUGGAAUCGGAACUGGAUUUUCCGGUGGAUAUCAUGAGUACUUUGGUUCGUCUGUUGACGAUGAAGGUGUUGCAUAUCUGGCUCUGGCAAACGAAAUGCUGCAUAAACUAUACCCCAACUGCAUCACAGUUGCAGAAGAUGUUUCUGGAAUGCCUGCAUUGUGUUUACCUUUGGCCCUAGGGGGCGUAGGAUUCGACUAUCGUCUAGCCAUGGCUGUCCCUGACAUGUACAUCAAGCUGCUCAAGGAGAAGAAGGAUGAAGAGUGGGACAUGGCAAACAUAGCAUUCACCCUCACCAACCGCAGACAUGGCGAGAAAGCGAUUGCAUAUGCCGAGAGCCAUGAUCAAGCGCUUGUCGGUGACAAGACGCUGAUGAUGUGGCUUUGCGACAAGGAGAUGUACACAAACAUGUCUGUGUUGACGGAACUCACUCCCCUCAUUGAGCGUGGCAUGAGUCUACAUAAGAUGAUCCGCCUGGUCACACACGGACUUGGAGGAGAAGGCUACCUCAACUUCGAGGGCAAUGAGUUCGGUCACCCCGAAUGGCUCGAUUUCCCCCGUCAAGGCAAUAAUAACAGCUUCUGGUAUGCCAGAAGGCAGCUGAAUCUCACUGAGGAUCAUCUCCUCCGAUACAAGUUCUUGAACGAGUUCGACAGAAAAAUGCAGCUGACCGAGGAGAAAUACGGGUGGCUCCAGUCACCGCAGGCCUACAUCAGCCUCAAGAAUGAACAGGACAAGGUCUUGGUAUUUGAACGCGCCGGAUUGCUCUGGGUGUUCAACUUCCAUCCGACCAACAGUUUUACAGCCUACCGUGUCGGAGUAGAGCAGGCAGGAACGUACCGGAUUGUCAUUGACACUGACGACAGCGAUUUUGGAGGAUUCGACCGCAACGCCAAAGGAACAAGGUUCUUCACCACAGAUCUGGAGUGGAAUGGGCGCAAAAACUAUACAGAAUUGUAUCUGCCCACGAGAACGGCCCUGGUGAGUUCCAAGUUCAGCCCUUUUGAUCCAGGAUGA